Cebus imitator (Panamanian white-faced capuchin) is the source of this 3408-nucleotide messenger RNA. It is a transcript of the gene LZTFL1, whose product is annotated as leucine zipper transcription factor like 1. The coding region runs from base 179 to 1078 and encodes 299 amino acids. NCBI's taxonomy places the organism in Eukaryota, Metazoa, Chordata, Mammalia, Primates, Cebidae. Gene Ontology annotation, biological process: negative regulation of protein localization to cilium. Gene Ontology annotation, cellular component: cytoplasm. The record is from RefSeq and is a predicted model, not a curated record. The transcript is spliced from 10 exons.
AAAUGCAUAAUUACAGUCCACGUGUCUCAGUUUCCGUUAGCAACCAGAGGCUUCUAAACAACCUAGCUUCCCUCCGCAUCUCUGGUCCAAACAGCCUCGGCGAUCGCAGGCUUGGCAGGGCACCGCCUGGCCUCUCCCGUUCCUUUAGGCUGCUGGCUACCGCCAGCCGCCUGCCGCCAUGGCAGAGUUGGGCCUAAAUGAGCACCAUCAAAAUGAAGUUAUUAAUUAUAUGCGUUUUGCUCGUUCAAAGAGAGGUUUGAGACUCAAAACUGUAGAUUCCUGCUUCCAAGACCUCAAGGAGAGCAGGUUAGUGGAAGAGACCUUCACCAUAGAUGAAGUCUCCGAAGUCCUCAAUGGAUUGCAAGCUGUGGUUCAUAGCGAGGUGGAAUCUGAGCUCAUCAACACUGCCUAUACCAAUGUGUUACUUCUGCGACAGCUGUUUGCACAAGCUGAGAAGUGGUAUCUUAAGCUGCAGACAGACAUCUCUGAACUUGAAAACCGAGAAUUAUUAGAACAAGUUGCAGAAUUUGAAAAAGCAGAGAUAACAUCUUCAAACAAAAAGCCCAUCAUAGAUAUCACAAAACCAAAGCUUGCUCCACUUAAUGAAGGUGGAACAGCAGAACUCCUAAAUAAGGAAAUUUCAAGACUUCAAGAAGAGAAUGAGAAAUUGAAGUCAAGGUUGAAGACCAUUGAAAUACAGGCUACAAAUGCACUGGAUGAAAAGUCCAAACUAGAAAAAGCACUGCGAGAUUUACAGCUUGAUCAAGGAAAUCAAAAGGAUUUUAUAAAGACCCAAGACUUGAGUAACUUAGAAAACACAGUCGCUGCUUUAAAGAGUGAAUUUCAGAAGACACUUAAUGAUAAGACAGAAAACCAGAAGUCACUGGAGGAGAAUCUGGCAACAGCUAAGCACGACUUACUCAGGGUUCAGGAGCAGCUGCGCAUGGCUGAAAAGGAAUUAGAAAAGAAAUUUCAGCAAACAGGAGCUUAUCGAAACAUGAAAGAGAUUCUUACCAAGAAGAAUGACCAAAUCAAAGAUCUGAGGAAAAGACUAGCACAAUAUGAACCUGAGGAUUAAAACUGAGGAUUGCAUCUGGAAGCUGACACAUAGAAACAUACAUGCUGUCUCACUCAGGCAUGACACUCAGGCAUGUAUUCUGAAGAAUUUUGUCAUAUCCCCUUUUUAUUUUUCUAAUAUUUAGACUUUGCUUCUAAUAUUUAAAACUAGAGUUCAUAUUUUCAGCUAAUUGAAAACAGGGAAAACCUAGUGAUUUUGGCUGGUCAUCCCACACACCUCUCUAAUGAGUGUUCCACAGUCUUAGCUCGCACGCACUGAGAAUUCUUUAAAGAAGAGAUUUUUAGAGCGCAAAGAAGAGUCUUAUCCUUCUGCAUUAGUAUAAAGAGUCUAUCUUUUUAAUAAAUGUUAAAGAAGCUAACAAUGCACUUAUGCAUUCCCCAUGAGUAAAAAUAAAUAGCAUUAUUAAAGAUAGUUAUUACCGAAAAAAGACAGAUAUUACAAAUAAAUAUGUCUCUAUUUUUAAAAUGAAAAUUCAUUUACUCUAUUUGAUGAUGAGAAAACUAUGAAUUCCUUGAAAAUGUGAAUUCUAUUCCACCUAUUAUGGGUAGCCUUCUUACCAAUUAUAAGGAAAAUUAACAGCAGUGAACAUGAACAUUCAUUUAAGCUCCCCAGUCUCCCCAUUUUAAAGACCAUUUGUCAGAGGUGGCUGAACGUUUUUGGCAGCAUGACUUUUCAUGAGUCUGUGUUACUAAUGUAUAAGUCAAAUCCAUCCUGCACUUCCACAGUUUAGAAAGUAUCUGGACUCAGAAUAAAUGUAGUAUUUAUACUUGUUGCCAGAAUAUUCUUUUACAUUUUAUGUUAAAUAAGAACACUUUUUAAAAGACUUAUACUCAACAUAAAAUCAGCUAUCAGACUUCAGAUUGGACUUUAUUUAUGUGGAUCUACAGUAAUUAUAUUUUCCAGAGGUUUUCACUGUAUUUUUAUUGGCCUGGUUUUUUUAGAAGAUUUUAGACAAGUCAUUAGGAAUUGGGUGUCAUAUCCACACUUGUGUAAGGCAGCAAUAUACUAUAGGGAUAAACAAAGUCAAGUCUAGAAAGCAGUAAUCCAUCAGAAUGAAAGUCCUUACUCUUCACAUAUUUAGUAAUUUUUCCUGCUUCUAAAAUUAAGAGUAUCACACCCUAAAUGAACACUGUCUACUAAGAGACAUCCAGUUCCACAAAUGAAAACAUUCCACUUCCAUAAAUGAAGAUUUGAUUCCAAGAGACGAGUUUACUGAUUGGAGUAUAGGCUUGUUAUUAUUUUUAGUCAAGCUUUUAAUAAUAGCCUUGAAUUUAUUAUCUUUCUUAUAAGCUUUUGUUAAAAUAGUAAAGGAACAAAUGACAAAGGGUAAGAUAAUUUCCCUGCAAAAGGACACAGAAGGCAGUCUUAAGAAGAUGCAUGGAUCAGAGAAGGGACAGAGUCAAAUGCAGUAACAAGCCAGCGUUUACUAUAUGUUUCUUCCUCACCUCUCACCAUAUUUAUGUCACUUACCAGUUUCUGUGUCCUUUUGGAGCUUUUGUUGAGGGCUUCAGUCUCACCCUGUAUUUCUUUAGCCCUAAACUGACACUCUCUCUGAAAAUCCAUUCCAUUAUCUGUGGCCCAAGAUCUAUAUAAUUCAGAAGCAGAACUUUUGGCUAAAGGGUUAGUGUGUCUUUCAGAAACCAUUCAAUUAUUUUCUCCCUAUGCCUUUCUCAGUUUGAUACCAGUGGGGAAAGAAGGUAUGUUGAUAAGAAACCUAUAUUGCUGGGUAGAAUUUGUACUUGUUUUCUUGGUAGCAAUUUUGAAAUAUUCUGUAGAGUAUGUUCCUAUUGUUUAAUAAAAUAUUUCUAAAACCUUAAAACCUAACUAUGCCAAGCAUUAAGAUAAACAGAUAUGAUGUCCUUUGACAUAAAUCAACAUGAUGAUUCCUUCACAUGUAAACACAUUUCAGUGUUUCCGGUUUGUCAUUUGUGUGUGUUGUUGCUUUUAUUUAUGCUCUACCCUUAGCAAAAUACAGUUUUCAGUUUUCAUUGUUUUUAGUAGUUUCCCAACUUUAAGAUUUAUCUCAUUUAACUGAGAAAGAAAGCCUUUUUUGUAUAUAUAUUUUGGAUUUCUAAGAAUGUUGGUUUGAGCCUUGAUUAGACUUUUAAUGUGCUAAGUCAGAUAGGCAGCCUGUGCAUUGGUGACCAUCAUAAUGCAGCUUUGGUUUAAUUUAAUUCAGGGCUGCUGCUAAGUCAUGUGCAGACUUUUUGUUGACCAAAAUAAAAUGUAAACGGUUUUUGUUAUUAAUUUCUUCUGUUUGACAUUUAAGUGUUCAUUUUUUUCUUUAUGUAUUACAUUUUGAACCUAUAUUAAAUAAAUGUUUACAUGAU